Photinus pyralis (common eastern firefly) is the source of this 958-nucleotide messenger RNA. It is a transcript of the gene TBCB, whose product is annotated as tubulin-folding cofactor B-like. The transcript is spliced from 4 exons. The record is from RefSeq and is a predicted model, not a curated record. Gene Ontology annotation, cellular component: nucleus; microtubule plus-end; cytoplasm. NCBI's taxonomy places the organism in Eukaryota, Metazoa, Arthropoda, Insecta, Coleoptera, Lampyridae. Bases 137 to 859 code for a protein of 240 amino acids. Gene Ontology annotation, biological process: cytoplasmic microtubule organization; post-chaperonin tubulin folding pathway; tubulin complex assembly. Gene Ontology annotation, molecular function: microtubule plus-end binding; alpha-tubulin binding.
UCUCAACGUCGUCACGCUUUGUUUGUUUGACAGAGCAGAGAUGACAUGACAGAUUUUUAUUUACAUCAAAUUUGGUAGCCAGCAAAAUAAUCAAAAUAAUUUCUAACAAGUAGAUAUCAAUUAAUUUCUGUGUAUAAUGGCUGAUUACAAGGUAAUAACGUCGGAUUUCGUAAAUCUUCAAAUAUCAACAUCAGGUCAUGACUUAUCAUUCAACGAAAGACGUUUUCCAAAAGACAUCACAAUAUCGAACUUAAAAGCAAAGCUGGAGUUAAUUACUGGUGGUAGCUGUUCCACAAUGCAGAUACAAGCGUAUGACAAAGACAAUAAAUUUGUUUGUUCUUUAGUCGACGAUAAUGCUUUGCUUGGCUCGUUUCCGCUUGAAAAUGGGAUGCGUUUAUAUAUUGUGGAUAACUUUGCGAUUAAAAAUCAAUUAGAAUUCGAAAAUGUUGAAAAAUAUGAAAUGGCACCGGAAAUGUAUGCAAAACGUACAGACACGGUGAAGGCAUUUUUAGUCAAAAACAAAAUAGGCCAGUACAAUGAAGAGUAUUACAAAAAUAAAGAAAAAGCCGAAGAAGAAGAAAAAGAGUUAAUAAAUACUGUUGAAAUUGGAUCUAGAUGUAAAGUAAAUGUAAGCAAUGGCCCUACAAAGUUAGGCGCUGUGUUAUACAAGGGGUUAAUAGAAGGUCUUGCUGGUCAAUGGGUCGGUGUGAAAUAUGACGAACCUCUUGGAAAAAAUGAUGGAACGUAUAAAGGAAAAGAAUAUUUCAAGUGCCCACCAAAUUAUGGAGCAUUUGUGAAACCUCAAAAUGUUGUAUGCGGAGAUUUCCCAGAAGAAUCUUACGAUCUAGACGAAAUAUAAAGAUGACAUUCCUCGUUAUUAACUAUUUAUUUUCAUUUAACGCUUAAAUUAUAACCAUUUGCAGUGAAUUUUUAAAAUAAAUUAUGGCAUGUUUUAGUA